AUGAACGUGUUCUCAGAAGCUAAAACUGCAGGUCAACUAAUGCUGCAACGAAUCUCUCAUAAUGAAAACACGCAGAUCGACUAUCCGACUCAAAGCGUUUUCAACAUACCAGAGUCAAGAGAAGAAAACGGAUGGGAUAUUGUCAUAGAUCGCCAUGAACUUUCAUCCGUAUUCCAUGUCUUGGAGCACAUAGGGAAAAUCACCAACUCGAAUUUUAGAGAGAAUUGGGUUGGGAUUCUGGCUAGCCAUUACGGUAAAGCUGAUCGUACGUUGGGUCAGACUAUUGGGGGUUUAGAUGGUCAUUACUAUUACGCAAUGAAUACAAAGAAUGGGAUAAUCAUAGCCAUUGAUUCGGAGUCACCCUACUUCACUAAACAAUUAAAGGCACAAGCAGCAGGCGAGCCAAAAAACAACAUAUCAACAACUACUCUCCAGACAUGGUCCGACAUAACCUAUCUCACAUGGCAUGAAGAAUGCACUCAAACAGCCACCCCCCUCAACAAUCUAAAACACAUAAUCCAAUCGCACAUCACCAACCCCGGAACAAUCUUCGUAAUCACAGAGAUCCUGGAGGGAGAAAAAAUAACCUUCCCGCUAGACGGAUUAACAAUCGAUAUCAAUGAUUCUAAAGGGCAUGGAGCUGCGCUUCUGGGAACACCGAAUGGGAAAGGUAUUGGAUGGUUACUUGCGCAGCAUAAGAAGCAGCUUGGGAAUGCGAAGAUAGUGAGUGUGGAGAUUUUCCACAGUUUUCAGGUGGGAUUUCAAGAUUGUAAUGAGGAUACUGGGGAAUUGAUCGCGGGGAGAGAGAAUAUGUGGGGAGUUGAGAAUCGUCGCCGUUAUCUGAAUUUGGACUUUACUAUACGGUGUGGAUGA
Molecule: messenger RNA, 873 nt
Organism: Botrytis byssoidea
Lineage: Eukaryota; Fungi; Ascomycota; Leotiomycetes; Helotiales; Sclerotiniaceae
Exons: 3
Coding region: 1-873 (290 amino acids)
Source: RefSeq, a predicted model, not a curated record